AGCGGAUGUUCCGUUUCUCUUUGAGACCACUUUGACAUCGAACAGCGCAGGAAGAAGCAGCAAACCGAAAGGCAGGAUCCCAGGAGCCAAGGAGCUCAGGAGCCCAGCAGUUUCAGCCUCAUGUUUCGUUCAGGGCGCUUCUCUUCCUCCUGUCCGCUGUCAACAGUAUUGUGACAAUAUAUAUUUUAUUAUUAUUGUUUAGUCUAAAUUAAAAGUGUGGGGAAGAGGUCAUGGAGCUUUAUUGCCUGGAGUCGGACAUACCCGUGAAAGCUCAACCUGACCCAAACAUCCUCUAUGAUGACAGAGUAUUGCAAAGUUUAUUAACAACUGAGGACAGGUUCUUGCCUCAGUGCUCGUAUUUCCAGCGGGUCCAAAAGGAUAUUCACCCUUAUAUGAGACGAAUGGUUGCAGGCUGGAUGCACGAGGUGUGUGAAGAGGAGAAGAGUAAUGAAGAUGUCUUCCCUUUAGCCAUUAAUUAUUUAGACAGAUUUUUAGCUGUCAUGCCCACAAAAAAGAGCUAUUUGCAGCUUCUGGGAGCAGUGUGCAUGUUUCUGGCCUCCAAGUUAAAAGAUUGCAGGCCACUGUCUGCAGAAAAACUUUGCAUGUACACAGACAACUCCAUCACACCACGGGAACUGCUGGACUGGGAACUGGUCGUUCUGGGGAAAUUGAAGUGGAACAUGGCCUCCGUCAUUCCGAAUGAUUUUAUAGAGCACAUCAUACGUAGGCUCCCCCUCCCAAAAGACAAACUGGUGAUGGUCCGCAAACACACACUGACAUUCAUCGCCCUCUGUGCCACAGAUGACCGUCUUGCCAUGAACCCUCCUUCCAUGAUCGCCACUGGCAGCAUGGGAGCUGCUAUCUGUGGCCUGCAGCUGGACCACACUGACCAGAGGCUGAGUCGAGACAACCUGACAGACCUGCUGGCCAAGAUCACCAACACAGAGAUGGACUGUUUGAGGGCAUGUCAGGAGCAAAUAGAGCGUGUGCUGGCCACUAGCUUGCAGCAGGGUCAGCAGUACCAGAAAGAGACCCGGGUCAGAGCGGGAAACAAAGUGAGGGAGCAGCAAGACCAGUCCAGCACCCCCACAGAUGUACGCGAUGUCAACUUAUGAGCGCCCAUCGCCAUGUGACUCAACACACCAUUCUGUCCCCAAAUGAACAAACAGGAGUGAGUGAGGGCUGGCAUGAACUGCCAGUUUUUACAGUAUGUCAGGUCACUGCAUAAGUGGUGUAGGAUGCGCUCUGAACUUGUAAAAAAAAUAAGAAUUUUCUAGUUUUUUUUUUUUUUUUAAUUGCUCCAUUCCUACCCACUUGGGUGUACUUCACUGUACGGGCCACAGGUAAUUUAUUAAACUAUUAAAAAAAACAAAGCAAUUCUUGAAAACUUGAUAGGUUUCCCACAGUGGAAUCCUAAAUAUAUUUCCAUACUUGAAAACUAAAAGCAUAAUUAUAUGAAAUAUACAGAAUUCUUUUGAUACAGCAUAGCAAAAUAAAUAAGAUAAAUGUAUUUUAGCAUUUAGUUAUGUUACUCUUAUCUUAAGCAACCUGUUAAUGAUUCACAGCUUUACUUGGGUUUUCUUAAUCUGAGACUCCAUAUAGUAGUGAUUGAAAAGCUGAUAGUAUAGUAUGUUACAAGGCAUUUAUACCCAGGCUAUAUCCAGCUAGAGGAGCAUUACUGUAGCUCUCUCUGUCUAUAUUACUGUGUGUGCCUGAAGUACCGCUUACUAUUUAUGCUGAACAGUGCUGGCCAGGAGUGGGCUGGACCUACUCACAGAGGAAGGACAUGAGGUGGUUGAGAACUGGAGCAGUGGCUAUUGUCUUGAGAAAUUAAAAGAGAGGGCAAGGUCAGUUAUUAAGGUCUUGAUUUUGCUGCCAAAUCCGUACGUCAUUGUAGUAUGUUAACAGGACUCUAUGCAUUUGAAUUUAGCAAAGCUGCAUCAUCGUUGUUCUGUUUUUGGUGUAGCUCCUACAUGUUAGAGAGCAGUUAAGUGUUUAGCAGUUAGUUGGGUGGGGGUGGGGGGGUUAGCCUCAGUCAGGUAGUGCUGAUGUCAUGUUGGUAAAAAACAAAAGGAGAUUUAGUAUGUUUUUACAGGUUUCAGUGGAAGCUAAUUAAGAUUGAAAGUUUUCUUGAGAGGUUUUUGGAAAAGCAAGGCAUGUGGAAAGUAUGUAAAAAUGUUAGAGGUUUGGAUUGAUGAAUGAUAGUUAAACUGCAAGGAAGUUGCAUUAAACUACAGUUUGUUAUGUUUCCGCAGUUGCAUGAUUCUUGAGUUACACACAAGAUGAGAAAUCCCUGGUGAUAUCUGGGGGAUCAUUUUGGCUGUGCUGGAGUUUCUUUUAUCAUUUUUACCGUUUGACCUUUUGGAGAGGGCAACUUGAUGCACUUUUAAAAACACUCCUUAAGAUUGGUAAGGGGGUGGUGGUUGAGGAGAGUUUGGUAGGUUGUUAGGGUCAUUUUGUAGUUUUCCUUUAAGUUAUUUAACUUUUCUUCUGGGCUGGAUUCCCAUGGGGUGACAGAUGUUGUCUUGAAAGCUAUGCCCCAACUGAUGAGUAGUAGACAUAGGAUGACUGCCAAGUCACAUGUAGACUUUGAUUUUCUGUUUUAGCUAGUGCAUUUAUUUACUUGAAUUUUUGUUCAGUCAUAGUCAAAACAUUCCAUAGUUUUUACCAAAGACUUAAAUAUAGUGGCCUAAACAUUCUUCUUUCAAUGUUUUGCUCUUUUUUUUUUUUUUUUUUGGUCUAAACUGCUUUAGUUAUUAAAUUACUAGUUUUGUGUUCUCUGUAUUAUAGACAUGGGUAGGUUUUCAUGGUGCGACUGUAUAUAAACCAUUUCCCCAUGAACAGAAAUAAUACAUAUCGUCAUUAAAUUUUAGAACAGAAGUAGUUGCUUUAAAAAUUGUCAUGCUUUUAUAGUGUUUGUUUAUAAUUUGUAGGUUGUAAUUCCAAAGUGCAAAAAAUAGAUUAUCCAAAAAAUUGUCUUGCUGCUAUGAAGCUUUUCUUGUCUAGUUUAUUGUGAUUCACAUGUGUGCUGCUAUAUUAUGAAAUUUUGUAUAUGGUCAUCUUUGCUUUUGUUGUAUGUUAUGUGUACUAGAGGGAACGUGCGCUGCUGCGGGACUGGAAGUACUUGUGUUUGCCAAUCUUUUUGAUUAGCAUGUUUUAUUCCUUUAUUGUUUUAUUUGUAUCUUUAUAUGCUCUCAUAUCCUUCCUUUGUUACCUCAGGUUAAUUUGGACCCACAGUGCAAGAGCCCAUCUCAUCAUUACCUCAUCACACUUCGCAUCACACAUUAUUUUCAUUGAACGGGUUUUCCUUUCUGUCUGGAUGAGAGGAAGUGUGGUGCUUCAUCUAUUAUCAGAUUUCACUGAGCACUUAAAAGUGCAUGUACCAAAAUAGUUAAUUUAAUAUAUCUGGUGCAAAUCAAUUUAUACUGUAUGUUAUACACAUACAGGAAAAAGAGGUUUUUUUCCCCUAGUUGGACUUUCAAUGGCAUGUUUUAAUCAGUUCAAUCAUUGUUGAAGUUUAAGCCACAAGAAUGUUUUAUCACUGUUCAGUGUGGUUAUUUUUCCAAACCCGUCUUCACCUAUCCCUAUGUACAACCACCCAGUGUACCUCAAUAAUUUCUUCUCAAUAAAUUGCCAAAAACA
Molecule: messenger RNA, 3642 nt
Organism: Monopterus albus (swamp eel)
Lineage: Eukaryota; Metazoa; Chordata; Actinopteri; Synbranchiformes; Synbranchidae
Product: G1/S-specific cyclin-D2-like
Exons: 5
Coding region: 231-1115 (294 amino acids)
Source: RefSeq, a predicted model, not a curated record